Dentiscutata erythropus is the source of this 481-nucleotide messenger RNA. The record is from the annotation of a GenBank genome assembly. Lineage: Eukaryota; Fungi; Glomeromycota; Glomeromycetes; Diversisporales; Gigasporaceae.
GAAUAUUUAUCUGAAACCUUGGAUCGUUUGGUAUAUUGCAAAGAGCAAGAUGUAAAAUAUACAAAGAUACGCAUUUCAAAGUUUAAUUCGAAUGAAGCGGAUAUAAUUCUUUGUAUUCAAAUAUUUAAAGAACUUCAUGAGAUAGGUGAAAGUAUCUUAAAAUAUGUUGAUGAUAUAUAUGAGAAAUUACUGGAGCAGAUCAAAGAUGUAGUUGAUGUGAAUUUGCUUCAAAAGGAGGUGAAAGAUUCAGGAAGUAUUCCGAUGAAAGGGAUUAGAAGGCUGGGAACUGAACCUUCUACUGGAGCUUCGUCGACAUUAUGGAAAAGAAUGAAGAUAUUAAUGAAUGAAAUAUGUGAAAGUUAUAUUCGUUUUCAAAAUGUACUUUCGAAGGAAAAAGAUCCCACGACUGAAUUAUCAUAUUUGAUAUUAGAAAGUGAAUUUCUACAAUGUUAUUGGAAGAUAAUUAAAGAAGCUACUAAAG